UUGUUAGCCAGUCACAGGGAGCUCAGAGAACACCAGCAAGCCAAUCAGAAUGGGACAGAAUUUUUUUUUCUUGUAGCGAACUGAACUGUGUCAGACUGACCGGUUUUAGCUGAGCAUCUCCGGACUUCUGAAACCCGAACAGCAGCAGAACUGAAGGUGUCUGUAGGACAGCAGAAUGUCAUCAGGAGCACUCUUUCCCAGUCUGGUGUCGGGCUCACGUAGCUCGUCCAGCAAGUACUUGGUGGAGUUUCGUGCUGGUAAAAUGACGCUGAAGGGCAGUACUGUUACACCAGACAAGCGCAAAGGCACUGUCUACAUCCAGCAGACCGACGACUCUCUCAUCCAUUUCUGCUGGAAGGACAGAACCACUGCAAAUGUGGACGAUGAUCUUAUUAUUUUCCCUGAUGACUGUGAGUUUAAGAGAGUGAACCAGUGCACCACUGGACGUGUUUAUGUGCUAAAGUUCAAGGCAGGCUCCAAAAGGCUGUUCUUCUGGAUGCAGGAGCCUAAGACCGACAAGGAUGAAGAGUAUUGUCGUAAAGUGAAUGAGUAUCUGAAUAACCCGCCCAUGCCGGGAGCUCUGGGCAGUGGAGGAAGUGGUGGGCAUGAACUGUCUGCUCUAGGAGGAGAAGGUGGUCUGCAAAACCUUUUGGGGAACAUAAGCCAUAAUCAACUCCUGCAGCUGAUUGGCCCAACAGGACUUGGUGGGCUUGGUGGACUUGGUGCUCUUGCAGGUCCAGGACUGGCCAGUCUGUUGGGGAGUGGUGGUCCAGCAAGUAGCAGUUCAACUUCUAGCUCCCGCAGUCAGUCGGCAGCUGCCACGCCUUCCUCAGGAUCUGCCGCUCGUUUAAGCUCCACCCAGGCCCCCACUACCCCGGUGACGCCUGCUGCAACCUCCACGGGGUCUCCAACCAUGACCCCCACAACCCCAGCAGCCCAGACCCCGUCCCUGGCUGCCGGAGUGGGAAGCCCCACACAGCCCAUUCAGCUGAGUGACCUCCAGAGCAUCCUCGCCACCAUGAACGUUCCUGCCAUGGCUGCAGAGGGCCAGGGAGUGGAUUUGGCGAGUGUGCUGACUCCGGAAAUAAUGGCUCCAAUUCUGGCUAAUCCUGAGGUGCAGCAGAGGCUACUGCCUUACCUCCCCUCCGGAGAAUCCUUACCACAAAGCGCCGAGGAGAUCCAGAACACACUCACCUCCCCACAGUUUCAGCAGGCGAUGAGCAUGUUCAGCAGUGCUCUGGCAUCAGGGCAGCUUGGUCCGCUCAUGAACCAGUUUGGCCUCCCUUCUGAAGCAGUGGACGCCGCUAACAAAGGAGAUGUGGAAGCGUUUGCCAAGGCUAUGGAGGGCAGCAAUGGAAAGACGGAGGAUUCUGGAGACGCCAAAGACAAGAAGGAUGAUGACGAGGACAUGAGCUUGGAUUAGUAACGUGUUUCCUGUAUCAGCUUCUCGAUCCAGACAGCGCUCUAUAUUGUUAGUGAUCAGUGUCGCUCUAUAAAACUUGCCUGUAUGUUUUGUAAGGCUGAUGUUAUGAAAUUAAACUCUUGACUCCCUCUGA
This is a messenger RNA of Astyanax mexicanus (Mexican tetra), 1556 nucleotides long. It is a transcript of the gene adrm1, whose product is annotated as ADRM1 26S proteasome ubiquitin receptor. Gene Ontology annotation, biological process: ubiquitin-dependent protein catabolic process. The transcript has 10 exons. Gene Ontology annotation, cellular component: nucleus; proteasome regulatory particle, lid subcomplex; cytoplasm. The coding region runs from base 176 to 1423 and encodes 415 amino acids. Gene Ontology annotation, molecular function: proteasome binding; endopeptidase activator activity; ubiquitin binding. The record is from RefSeq and is a predicted model, not a curated record. NCBI's taxonomy places the organism in Eukaryota, Metazoa, Chordata, Actinopteri, Characiformes, Acestrorhamphidae.